Molecule: messenger RNA, 4119 nt
Organism: Botrytis deweyae
Lineage: Eukaryota; Fungi; Ascomycota; Leotiomycetes; Helotiales; Sclerotiniaceae
Exons: 2
Coding region: 1-4119 (1372 amino acids)
Source: RefSeq, a predicted model, not a curated record
AUGACUUCCUGGGCAGAUCAGAAUGAUUUACUUCGUUUUGGGAAGAAAAUCCUCGAUACAACAGGUACACCAACACCAACCGAGAAAUCUCUCAUUUCAUCCCUCGCUAGCGCUACGGGCGUAGGAUAUAAUGUUGCUCGCGAUGCCUACGUCAAAUCCGUCCUUGAUCCGUUAUUACAAGAUAAAGUUCACAAAUCAAUGAAAUGGAUCAUCAAUUCCAAUUUCGUACCGGAAUUUAUUGAUCCAAAAGACAAUGGCAUAGGCUUGGACGAUAAUGGUUUUGAAGAAGAAAUCAUUGACCCGGCGAUAUUGAAUACGGAUGGAGUGCCACGUCCUAAUAGAAUGUUCAACAUUGAUACUGGAAACAUGGAAGAUUGGCCCAAUGGACAGUAUGUAAUAUUGAGUCACAGUUGGAAAGGAGAAGAAAUUAAAUUUCCGUUCCUUCAAAAGAUCAAGGAGAAUGCAAAGAAGAGAGAACUCUAUGAGAUGAUACGAGAUUCUCAUGAUGAGGACGAGGAUGCAAAAAGAUUCGCCAGUUUCCAAGUCAAGAAAUUUGGUCAUUUGGAAGCUGGCAAGAGUGACGUUGAAUUACUCGCUGCUCAAUGCAAGAAAGAUGUUGAUGAGCAGAUCAAGAAAAUUGACAUUAUCUUGAUUCGUUCUGGAAAGAAAUCAGAUUACUCCAAUGCAGGAACUUUUCUCGCUGAUUUCACCGAAUUCAAAGAAGCUACUAUGGAAACAACAAGUCUUCACAACGAACUUGUCGCGAAGAAAAAAGAUGGGGAAGUGAAAAAACAGGCAGAUAAGAAUCUGGAGAAGGCAAAGCAAGACAUGGGAGUCGAUGAUUUAGAAACGCCGAUCGAGAAUGAGGUGAAUGGAAUCAGUAGUCUGAACCAUAGCAAGAAUUCAUUGAAGGUCGAUCCAGUCCUUCUUGAGCUUGAAAACAAAAUGCGACUCGCCGAAAUAAGACUCGAAAACGCAACAGAGAAAUGCGCCAGCUUAAACCAAAUCCCGGGCCUACGAUCCGCGAUUGAAGAAUUUCUCCCCAUCUUGGAGAGGCGAAAGUCCAUGUAUAAAAUUGAAAGUUCUAUCCGCGAAGCAAGGAGAAUUCUUAGUUCAGGCCUCUUUCCGUCCAAUGGUCGUAAACAAUAUCUUUGGAACGAUACCAUCUGCAUAGAUAAAGGCGAUGCGAAUGAACAAAAUCAAUCACUUGCCAUGAUGGGACAGUGGUACAAUAAUGCAGACUUUUGUUUGGUACAUCUCGAUACAUCAAGCUCAACAGAAUGGGAUAGUACUUGGAAUAGUAUCAAAAUCGACAGUCCCGGUCAAUGGGCCUGUGAGGCAAAUUUCACCAAAUUUGAAGACGUGAAAUCACCAAAAUGGUCGACUAGAGGUUGGACUUUACAGGAAUUGGUCCUAAGUAAGAUGGCGUUUUAUGUAAACAAUCUUUGGGAGCCUUUACCUAGAGUUGUAGAAGGUUUGGGACCGUAUUACUAUCAUUGUUCUUAUAUUCAACAGCAUAUACGCGAACAAGAUACAGCCAAUGCGCCCAAAGAAGCAAAAUCUUUCUUUUCCAGUUUAGAAAACCUGAAAUCACUCAUGGAUACCUGUGAGAAGAUCCCUUACUUUGAUUCGACACAAGGCCUAGAGAAAUCAAGAAGAAUCAUUGGCAUUCUUGGCUUCCUCGGAGUUCAAUUUCCAGGAGAAAUGAACGACGAUAAUUCAGGCGCUUAUAUUCGGGAUACAAUAUCUCGAGCAGGGUCUGAAAUCGAAUCUCGAAUCAAUAUGGAAUCACCCACCACUGAGACCCUCCGGAAACUGUUCACAACACUUGGUUUCGAUUUGAAUCCUAAUACAAUCCGAGCUCAAGUAAGGACUUUGAUCAAACUUUUGAUUAGGAACUUAGUCGAUGAUUGUGCCCCUGCUAUUGAAGCAGAUCGAAUUAAAGUCUCUGAAUUCACCAAUGUACCUCCACCUGAGUGCUGUCGUGGACUUAGCAGACCAACCCUUCCAGCUCAAGAUACCUUGUCAUUAGCAUCAUAUCGAGAAUGUACAGUUCCUAUUGAUAGAGUUUACUCACUUAUGGGAGUUCUCGGCGUAAAGUUUUCAGCUUUCCAUGCAGAAGGUCCAACCAAAGCACUUUGUCGGCUACUUGACGAGGUUGUUAUUACUACCAAUGAUGUCUCAAUCUUCAAUUGGGCAGGGAAAGAUCUUGGAAGCCCUAUUAGAGGACGAUCUUUAUAUCCAUCAAGCUUGACCGCAUUUAGUCCAAAGAAAACGGAGAAUUAUUUCACUUCGAGGAAUGGUGAAUUAGCGGCCGCAUCCAAGGAAAAGAGAUAUAGAUUGCAAGAUACAGCAUCUAAGGUUACUUUACUAUUGCGUCAAACCAUUGACUUUAUCAAAAGAACAGCUCAUCAAGAUAUUCCAACAGGCUUACUCCAAACUAUUCUCAAAUUUAUUGAGGAUAUUAGCUUAAAGGAACUUAGGCCUCAAUUACUCAACCUUGGAAAACUAGUUGUAUACCUCGAGAAUACUCCGAGUUUCGAGAAGUACAAACCAAAAGUUGGCUAUAGAACUGAGAAAGAAAAGACUCAAAAAGCACUUGUCCAUGAAGAAGAGCAGCAAGCAACUCAGAAUAACGGAAACAUUGCUUCGAGGUUUGGGUUUAAAACACCUCAAAGACCUCAAAUGCCUCAAAUGCCACAGAUGCCACAGAUGCCACACAUUUCCGCGCCGAAGCUCAGUAUGGGACUUGGGGGAUUUGGAAGAAAGACAAAGGAACCACUGAACCCCAUGAAGGAAAGUGUGGAUGCUCCACCAGUCCUUCACGUCGAGCCAGAACUUUCCGAGGUCAAACCUUCAACGGAAGAAGAACCAAAAAGUUUGAUCGAUGAGGUGAAUCAUUGGUUAUCCCAAGAUCAAGAUAUCAACAACAUUCCGAAAGAAUUUCAACCACUUUUUGAUGAGAUUGAAGCUCCAAAAUUGAAUGGUCCUCCAAUGGGGAAACGUCAAAAGCCACAGAGAACUCGAGAACUUCUAGGUUCUAGUAUGAUAUGUCCAAAUCCAAUCAUGCUUACAACUUCUGGUAUUGAAGGUGUCUUUGAUAUUCAAAGGGUCAUAAUCGAGAUGCAAAAUCCUGAACAUCUCCGAUACCAAGUACAAAGCGCAGUGAACGAUAGUCAAAAGAUAAGCGGUCAUUGUACAAUCAGUACUGCACUUUCUAUGAUAAAAGUGAAUUUUACUUGUGAAGUAGGGGCCUUGAAGAAACAAUUAGAUGUUUGUGAUGUGGUUCAGAGAGCUCUGUCUGAUCAAGAGGAUAAGAGAACAUUUGGUUUAAUGAAUUCCAGACCAGCUCUUACCACAGGACAAGAAAGUGAUAGUUAUUACAAGAAGCUAACCUCAUUGUCCUCUGGUUUAAUGGGUAAAGUUCCUGAAGGUGUUGAUCCCACAGGAGAACAAAAUCAAAACGCCUCCACUCCAGAUCCCGCAUCUCGAGUUCAAUCUUUGGACGGUGAUACAGAACAACUUCGUGUGGUUCGUAUGUUGGAUUUUGUCCAAGAAAAUGACAUAAACCUCAUUGUGGGCGAAUGGGUUCUCGCUAGGUUUACAGGCGUUGAAGGGGCAAAAUGGUUCCUAUGUCAAUUGGAACUGGGGUCAACUCACAGUUACUAUGGACGACGAAUCGCUACAGAUAAAAUUGACUUUGAGAAUGUGGUACCUGAACCUGGACUCGUGAAGCACUGGGAAAGCUAUAUGAGAAAUAAGAAAAACGAACUUUGUCGUAUUGUAAAUGUUUUGGUUCAAGGACGGGUAGCUCGACAAUAUGCAGACUCAGUUACGAGCUCGGGGAUCAAAACUGAGAUUGAUGACGAUUCAGAUCAUGAGGGUUCUGAUAAUAAGGAAAAGCUCAAAGACUUCCUUUUUAAGAGAGGGACACUGAUUGGCGCCGAGCUUGUACAAACGUUGACCGAUAUCUGGGGUGAAAGAUUGGAUGCAAUGUUGAAUGAUACUAUUCUUCAACAGGUUCCAAAAGGACUUAGGGCUGCGAUCAUGAAUUUGAACGAGAAUGAGGAUUUAUUACCAGCUAUGUUUCUGAGUGGCAUUCAAGUACAUAUGUUCUAG